CAGCCUACCCUGUCUUACAAAUGGGAACCCCCUCUGAGGAGAAAGAAUCUAUGAGAUAUAAAGACCGCUUCUCUGUAGUCAUCCGCAAUAUAGUUCCAGUCUUUCUACUUUAACUUCCACGAAUAUAAUUUUGAAAUUGAAAAUGACAGAACAGAGCGGUAACUCAAAGGAGGAUUUAGUAGCGAAAGCAAAAUUAGCCGAACAGGCUGAACGCUACGAUGAUAUGGCCGUAACUAUGAAAAAAGUGACAGAAAACGGAGUAGAAUUGAACAACGAGGAAAGGAAUUUGCUAUCGGUCGCUUAUAAAAAUGUCGUCGGUGCACGCCGGUCAUCGUGGAGAGUCAUCUCCAGUAUUGAAUCGAAAGCAGAAAACUGUGAGAGGAAGCUUGCGAUGGCUAAGCAUUACCGUGAAAAGGUUGAACUAGAACUUAAAGCAAUUUGUACAGAAGUAUUGGAUCUUCUUGAGAACUAUUUGAUAUCAAAAGCAUCUACUACAGAGAGCAAAGUAUUUUAUUUGAAAAUGAAAGGCGACUAUUACCGGUAUCUUGCAGAGGUUGCCCAAGGUGAAGACAGGAAAGGUGUUUUAGGGCACUCACAAUGUGCAUACAAAGACGCUUUUGAUAUUGCUAAAAGCCAAAUGCAACCUACACAUCCAAUUCGACUGGGAUUGGCAUUGAACUUUUCUGUAUUUUAUUAUGAAAUUCUUAAUGCUCCAGAAAAAGCCUGUUGCUUAGCAAAACAGGCUUUUGAUGAGGCAAUUGCUGAAUUAGAUCAAUUGAAUGAGGAAUCUUACAAAGAUAGUACAUUGAUAAUGCAGCUUUUGAGAGACAAUUUAACACUAUGGACGUCUGAUACACAGUGUGGAGAUGAAGAAGGUGGUGAAGGAGGAGAUAAUAACUGAGAUGUGUCUGGCUGCAGCCUUCAGAACCUCAUUUGGUCAUGUACUAACAACCAUCAUCACAUACUGUUAUUACCUAUACCAAGCUCAAGAUGUCUUACUUUCUAGUUCUGUGAAAGCCAUCUGAUGGUGAUAUUGCUGACGAUCUUUGCUGAGGCUUCAAUUUGAUGCCUUCUCUUGCAUCAACAAAUAAAUUUUAUUAGGAACUAUUAAAUUAUUUAGGAAUUUAUUCUUAGCCCACCCAUUCUUUCAGAUACUUUAGUUAGAAUAUCAGUGUACUGUUGCCAAAUAUUAAAAUAUAAACAGGUAUCUUUUUCUUUAUACUAUGUAGAUGUGCCUGUUGGUGUUAUAUAUGCACUUUCUUAAUGUUGCAUAGUGUUUCUUCAUGUGCAUAUAUAAAUUAAUACACUCCUAUCAAGGAUUAAUUAAGUUGAGCUAUUUGCUAGCUUUAAUGGGAAAAUCUACAUUCUUAUAUUUCAAGUUUAAUAAGGUUCUGCUUGGUGAACUCUUCCUUUCCCCUACAGAUGGUUAUUGAUUCCAAUCAAUCACUCCAGUUAAGCUACUGUUGCACUACGGGAUCCAGUAGCCUCAGCAGUGCCUCACUGUAUGUGCUGCUCUCUGCACACUACUGUCUUUAGCCAGCUGUAGUGUUUAAGUAGUUGUAGUAUAUUCUUGUACUGCAACGGUCUGCUGCAUCCAGGCCAAUCAGAGACUGCUAUUCUAGCUAGAAUUUAGCUCUAUCAUUGAACAUAUCCAAGUGUUGUGUUUUGUGUUAAAGCAUGUGCAAAAGUUCUGUGGCCCAAGUACUUAAAAUAUAUAUAUAUAUUAACAAUGACCAAUAUUGGGGUGUGACUAGCAUUGAGCCUUGUGGCCUGCUAUUUCCUCAGAGGUUACUAUUUUGGCAUGAUAUGCUCUUUAAACUACAUACCAAAUAAAUGUUCCUUUCUCCAUGUGCUGUUGUCCAAUACUUUAUUGGUGUGAGAAUAAAAAAAAAAAAUCUUCAUGCUUUUUACUCCCCAUGCGUUUUCAUCCAAAUUGGUUGCUGAAGAGUUGCUAGCGAAGUUUGUCAAGAUUUUGUGAUAGCUGGAAAAAGAAAUUCAAAAUAAAUUGUUGGGUAAGGUUCACAUUUUUAUAAAAGAUUUCACUGAGUUAGAUCAAACUCUGAUGUACCUAAAUAAAUUCAGCCUGCUUUCUGCCAAUAACUUGUUCAUUGAAAGUUCCUUUCUUGGUCUUAAGACUAAAAAUAACAAUUUAAUAUAUUUCUUGGCACUAAUUAUUUUGAGUUGGCUACAUAAAAUCAAUUCUGUGUUCUUACAAUUAAAACACAUUUAAGGCUGUUUUUGUUAAGCAGUACUUGUGGAUUUGACUUUUAUUCUAUGCUGAUUCUUGCUACAAAUUGUUCUCACCUCUUCCCUUUUCCCACUUGGCUAUCAGUUAAUCACAAUUCCUUUUUCACAUGAAUGUUUGCUGGGAAUAUAAAUUAAGUCAUUCGUAGCGACUGCUACAUUACCAAAACUUGAUGUCGGGUUUUUCCCCCUUUUCCCUUCAUGAUAGUGAAUUUUUUAUUGUACUUGAAGCAUUCGCUGGCAAGACUGUUACCGUGGAAAUAAUGCAUUUUGUAUGUUGCCAUGAAUUCUGAAGAUUAAAUUCCAACUGCAAGUUUUAGCAGUACUUAACUGAAGUGUUUAUUUAAUUACUGUCUGCAGAAGAAAAAAAAUUGAAUUAGCCCUCAGUUUAUUUAAUGUCCAGUACCAUCUUUCCAUUGGAGUACGUAUAUAUUGUAUACCAUAUGGAUGACCUUUUUAGUCAUUUGGAAGUACAGUUUUGUUUUAAUUUUGUUUUUUGCAGAGCACACAUUACAAGUUAAUAGCAUCCAUACAUGCACACAUUCAAUAUUCUCUAUACUCUGCUAGUGUUCAGAAAAUAAAAUUGCUUUUGAUCAGUUAGCACAAAGAAUUUUUUUGUACUAUUCAGUUCAAUAUUUGUAUUUUUCUCUUAACAGCUUUAAGAAAAGUGAAGACAUCUGAUAACUCAGAUUGUUUUUGAAGUCUGUAUGGUUGACUUAUUCAUUUUUCAAAUAAACUUUGCUCAUAAGAUAACCUGGCAUUUUAACCAGCGAUCCUCCUUCAUUAGAUUCUUUUUUUUUUUUUUUUUUUUUUCGACCCCUAGAGUAUUUCACAGCUAUUGGAGACUACAAUAGGUGUCUCUUGCUAGUUUGAGGUGAGAACUUGUGCAGAUUUUGGAAAUAUUCUUUAUUGCACCAAUAAGAAUAUGAUGAAAAGAAAACUAAAGCAUUUUUUCUAUGCUGCUCGUGUUCAUAUUUUUUAAAAUAUAUACAGUUAAUGUUGGGAAGAGGUAUUAUACAGAUCCUAUCUUUAACUUUUUAAAACAGACUAUUCUUAAAUUUAAGAUUCUUGUGAAAUCUUUAUAGUUGUUGCUCACAAACUCAAUUUGCAUGUUGCAUUUGAAAAAUGAAUAAAAUCAAUACAAAUAGUGCUCAAACCAAUGUAGCACUUUUCUCUAAGUUUUCUUAGUGUUCAGUUAGAUUGAAGAUUUUGCUUUGAAAAUCUUUUUUACUCAGCCGUAUAACAUUCAAAACUUCUUAGAUUUGUCUCUAGAUGUAGGCACUGGUUUUGAAAGCAAUGAAUUUCACACUAUUUUUAUUUUUCUCUUCUCCAAUUUGAUUGUUUCUAAACAUUAGAUUAGUUUUGAACAUUAUUAAUAAUCAACUCAUGAUAAUAGUUAACGAAGUUCUGAAUUCUUGAAAUAUUUUAGUACUCUCCUCGAUCCCAGUCAUUUAGUGUAAUAUUUUUCUACUUGUCAGUUUAUUCUGCUUAAAAUUUAGAGUUCAAUUAUGUUGGAUAUAUUUAUAAAUUUUUAACUGAAUAUUUACCAAUCAAAAUUAGUUUCAAAUAUUACUUUUCUGACAUCUGGUUCUUAUUUUCAUGGGUAAAUGUUUAUUUUUUUAGCUUCUGCUUUUGAGUUGCUUCUUGCAAGUUACUGUAGAAUUAGUACCCAAAUCUCUUCUCUCCCAACCAUUAUUUAUAUUUGCAUGAUAUUCUCAUUUAAUGAAACCAUUUAAAGCUUUUGAUCUCAAGUGAAAAUCAGUUUUAAUAAAAUAAAAUGUUUUACCGAAAGACUUUUACUUCUUAAUUCUAUAUUGAUGAAAAUAUUUUUAUUUUUAAUUUUUAUAUAUUCAAUAGUCUUCAGUGGUUAUUCAGGCAAAGCUUUUAUAGGUUUUGCUAUUUGAUCAUUUAAAAACUAUUUUCCAUUGGCUAUUUGUCUAUUAUUGAUGGAAAAAAAAAAAAACAUUUUUCUUCUGUGAAUUCAGUUUCUUGAAACCAAAUGUAAACAUGUAUUUAAAGCAGAUCAAUUUAGUUUCAUAUGAAGUAAGAUUUGCCUUAAAAAUGACAACUUUAGCUUUGUUUACUAUUUUUGUCCUUAUGGUUCUGGUAUUUGAACUGGCAUGAGGGUUCUAUUUUGUAAAAAUGAACUUUGGAUACCAAACUUUAUUAUCCAACAGCAGGACUUCAACGUUAAAAUUAACUGGAAUUUUAGUUUAGCUGAAUUAAAAUCAAAUGUAUUAUACCUACAUUCAAUAAAAAACAUCACUAGUGAUUUAAAAGAUUUUUAUAGCUUAUCCUAUCAAAAAGGGUUUGAAUGUAGCAGCAUUUAGUAACUAAGGAAGAUUAAGUAAAAUCACCAAUGUAUCAAUUUAAUAUAGUACCCUACUUGUCUUUGACUUAACAAUAUUUGACUGUAUUUCUGGUAUUGUUUUCAGGUAAAAUAGUUUUGUUUGAGAGUUACUGGAUAUAAUUAAAUUGGGAGAGAAACUUUUAACACUAUGUGGAUUUUCUGUCAGCAUUAUUUCAAGUGUGUGUAUUUACUUGGUUGGUUUAACAUCCAGAACAACCUGGCUGAAACAAUUUCUGACUACCAUGAUAGUUAGAUCCAUUUAAAAUGAAAACAAAUGCUUAAAAUUGUAAGCUAAGUUAUUUAGUUCCAUUUUCUUGAACAUUAAUGGACAAUUUAGAGUUUGGACAUAUCUGCAAGUACUGUUAAUUUGUCUAUCAAUUAGUUUUUUUUCCCCCCUACCAUGCUUUGGAAUCUAUCUAGUUUGCUUGUAUUCACCUUCACAAACAACUAUUUGAUCUUGAUAUAUUACUCUUCAGGUGCUGUCAAUCUUUUCACAUGCUACACAAAAGUGAGGUGCUAUCUGUUUUGGAUAACUGAACCUGUUAGUGUUAUGCAUACAAAUUCUGUAUGUUGUGGAUGAGAUGAUCAUUAAUUGUACUUCAAUACUACGGAGAUAAUCAUUUGAGAAGCAUUCAGAUCUAAAUUAGAAAUUCUUUUAGUAUUCUGUCUUUUCAUUUAAGCAUAACACUAAGAAUUAAAAUCAUUGCAAUUUUAUAUUUUAAACACACAUUUUAAUAAACCCAACGAUUUUUUUUUGUUGAAAAAGGAAAGAAAAAACUGACUUAUGACAUCUAAUAUGGCAAUUGAAUCCAGUUUGUGUUGGUGUUUAGUGGUACACCAAAAUAUUCUCAUGCUUUCAGAAUAUUGGUAACUUAAGUCUUGCAACACAGCCUGUCUUCAUGUUUUUUCUUUUACUUACUGCCUUCACCUGAUUGUAAUCCAAGUGAAUCUCUUUUCAUUCUGUUUGUAUCUUUGAAUCCAAUUUCUUAGCUGCACAUCCAUUCCACUGGUCAUUGAGAAUAAGUAUGCUGCAACUUUUUUAUAUACUCUUUUGAAAAACGAACUUUCUACUAACCCCUUUCAUUUAAGAUCCACUUUUUAUUUCUUCUACAUUUAAAUUCACUGAAACUCAUUCUGUUGUGGAUUACACACUAUGCAAUACUGAUAAACUUUGACAAAUAUUUUUCUCAUCAGAAAAAGCCUGUGAUUCUCAAUUCCAGAUAACUUGGAAUUUUUAUUUUUACACAUGGUAAAUUCAUUUGUAUUACAGAAACUGGAAUUUCAUUCCUUGUUCGAUAGACUGUGCAUUAGUAUAUCUUUGGUUUUUAUAAUCUAACCUGCCAGGUAACUUUUAGUGGGGUUUUGCUGUCUUAUUUGUGGAAUGUGAUAAGGUCUUGUUGCUUGGCCUCAAAUUUAUUCUUGUCUUAAUUACAUUGUCACUUUAAAUAUUAUACAUAUAUUUAGUGUCAGAAUUAUUGCCUUGAAUGUUACUUGCCUAGUUCUCUUUGCUAUUAUCACAUCAACUUUCUGUUGCACCCACAUAACUUACUUGGUUUGAGAUUAACUGCAAGGAAGAAUUGGAUACUGCAUUUUACUGCACACAGGAAUGAUGUCAAACAUUCUUGACCUUUUUGUUUUAGAUUUUCUAUUUUUCAACAACUGGUGAGAACAGAGAUAGGCCACUGUCUGCUACCUAAGUUCUUAGGAUGAUCAUUAAUAUAAAAUUUCUUUUUAAGCUCUUUUGUCAUGGACUGCUUCAAUUUAGUGUUUGAUGCUGAAUUUUGUUUUUUAUGGAAUUUAAAAUAAAAAAAGUCUGAGAUUUACUUGUACCAACCA
Octopus bimaculoides (California two-spot octopus) is the source of this 6430-nucleotide messenger RNA. Its product is annotated as 14-3-3 protein zeta/delta. The record is from RefSeq and is a predicted model, not a curated record. Lineage: Eukaryota; Metazoa; Mollusca; Cephalopoda; Octopoda; Octopodidae.